Stomoxys calcitrans (stable fly) is the source of this 3246-nucleotide messenger RNA. RefSeq names its product proline dehydrogenase 1, mitochondrial (gene slgA). The transcript is spliced from 13 exons. Gene Ontology annotation, cellular component: mitochondrion. NCBI's taxonomy places the organism in Eukaryota, Metazoa, Arthropoda, Insecta, Diptera, Muscidae. The coding region runs from base 449 to 2581 and encodes 710 amino acids. Gene Ontology annotation, molecular function: proline dehydrogenase activity; FAD binding. The record is from RefSeq and is a predicted model, not a curated record.
CGUUUUGUCAGUUGUCGUUCGACGCCGCGACGUGAUUCUUGAAUUCAUUCUUCCUUCUCGGUGGUGCUUGUGUGAUACUACUGUGAAAACCGACGAACAUACACAGUGUCAGUGUAAAAAAAACAGACAGAAAACGGUUUUAGUGUAAACAAUCGACGACGACUCUUGCCUUUUGAGGUUUUAUUCGUUCAACACAUAAUAUCGCAUAAAAGUGCUGCCUCGGAACUGAAUUUGCAAAUUUGAAAACCAAAAGCACAAGGAGGCAAAGAACAAAACAACCACAAAAGAGCGAGUUUAACUCCAAAUUGAAAACGUGUCCGUUCCCCUUAAUAAAACAAAAACAUAAAAACGAAACCACCACAAACAAACGUGAAAUAAUUCUCUCGGAAUUAAACAGCUAUUGAAAAGACACUCGUUUUAAUUCAUCCCAAGUUAGUGCGCGUGUGUAAUGGCGUUUUUGCGUUCCGUUUGUGCUCAACGUACCAAUUUAGUUUAUAGUUGUAGCGGCAGUGGCAGUCUCAGCGCUGGUAGACGUCAAUACCAAAGUGGCCCCAAUAAAUCAGCAGCAGCGGCAGUAGCAUCCUCCAAUGUUUGCCAAACCUCAAAUGACGAGGAAUCAAGCUACUCCCCUAAGCAACAUCAGCAAUCAUUGAGAAAACGGGUAUUCCAACAAGUGCUGUUUGCUCCCGCCUUCAAUCAGCAACAGUAUUACCAACAACGUGGCAUCCAUACAAAUGAUACCAAAUCUCAGGUGACUGCAACACAGUCCCUUGGCAGCGAUGCCAAGUCAUCUUCAGGUUACACCUCUAGCUAUAGACCACCACCCAGGCCAAAGAUACCCGAAAAUCCCCAACGUGAUCCAUUGGAUGUCAGUUUCAACGAUCCAAAUGCGGCAUUCAAGAGCAAGACAACAUGGGAGCUAGUCCGUGCCUAUCUUGUCUAUAUAAUUUGCUCCAGCGAAAAACUAGUCGAACAUAAUAUGAAGCUUAUGAAAGUGGCAAAUACAAUACUGGGAGAUAAAUUGUUUACAGCUCUAAUGAAGGCAACAUUCUAUGGACACUUUGUUGCUGGCGAAGAUCAAAUCAAAAUCAUACCAACACUCGAAAGGUUGCGUUCUUUUGGUGUUAAACCCAUUCUGGAUUACUCGGUUGAAGAGGAUCUCUCACAAGAGGAAGCUGAGAAACGUGAAGUUGAAUCUUCCGUAUCCAGCAUGGCCCCUGCCCCUGCCGGUGAUGAAGAAGCAACCCUGCCUCAAUAUAAAAUCGAUAAAACAUUUGCCGAUCGUCGCUUCAAGGUCAACAGUGCCAGAACCUACUUCUACUUGAACGAAGCCACUUGCGAACGCAACAUGGAAACCUUCAUCAAAUGUUUGGAAGCCGUUUCAGUCGACGAUAAGAAGUAUUUCCCUCGACGCACUUCUGAGGGCGCUACCUUUGGUACCGGCAUCACAGCCAUUAAAUUAACCGCCCUGGGUCGUCCUCAACUAUUGUUGCAAUUGUCUGAGGUUAUUAUGCGCACACGUAAAUACAUGGAAGACAUGGUCGGUGGUCAAGGCAAUGUCUUGACACAUCAUAAGACGAUUAAGGACUUGGAGAAGUACUACGAAAGUUUGGGUGAUAAUAAGAAUGUUAAAGAAUUCUUAAAGAAUGUUACCUCCGAUAAAGAAGGUAUUUUGCACUUGUUCCCCUGGUCUGGUAUUGUCGAUGAAAAUUCACAGCUCAGUGACACCUUCAGAGUACCCGAUCCAAAAACCGGUCAAAUGCGUCGUUUGACCUCACAAAUUCCACAUAAGGAAGAAGAAAUGUUUAGAAAUAUGAUUCGUCGGUUAAAUACCAUUGUUAAGACUGCUGCUGAAUUGGAUGUCCGUAUAAUGAUUGAUGCUGAACAAACUUACUUCCAGCCAGCUAUUUCACGUAUUACUCUUGAAAUGAUGCGUAAAUACAAUAAAGAUAAGGCCAUUGUAUUCAAUACAUACCAAUGCUAUUUGCGUCAAGCAUUCAGUGAGGUUAAUACCGAUUUGGAGCAAGCUAAGCGUCAAAACUUCUACUUUGGUGCUAAAUUAGUGCGAGGUGCUUACAUGGAACAGGAACGUGCCAGAGCAGAAGCAUUGGGUUAUCCCGACCCAGUGAAUCCUGAUUUUGAUGCUACCACAGAAAUGUACCACAAAACUUUAACUGAAUGUUUGAGACGAAUUAAAAUACUCAAAGAUAAUGGUGAGGAUGCCAAGAAAAUUGGUAUUAUGGUAGCAUCUCACAACGAAGACACUGUUCGCUAUGCCAUCCAGAAGAUGAAGGAAAUUGGAAUUUCUCCAGAGGACAAAGUCAUAUGUUUCGGCCAAUUAUUGGGCAUGUGCGAUUAUAUUACUUUCCCAUUAGGUCAAGCUGGUUACUCGGCCUAUAAGUAUAUACCAUACGGUCCAGUACAAGAAGUCUUGCCAUAUCUCUCGCGCAGAGCACAAGAGAACAAGGGCGUUCUGAAGAAAAUCCAAAAGGAAAAGCGUUUGCUGCUUGCCGAAAUCGCACGACGACUCGUACGCGGUCAAUUGUUCUACAAACCCAAGGGCAACUAUGUACCCAUAUAAAUCAACAAAAACAAUACAACUACAACAACCUACCACUCCUGCUCACCCUUAGAAAAAACAAAAGAAAAGAAAACACACUCAUACAUCUACAAAACCACACAAACACAGUAUCUCAUUCACUAAAAGCGUCGAUUACUAUUUAAAAGGAAAACUUAACUUAAUUCAACUUAACCCGACAAGCAUACACACUGAAAUCUUUAAAACCCGUAACCCACUCUAGACUCGGACUAGGUUCACAUUGAAGCAGAUUGGGGACAACUGCGGCCUUGUUCCGCAAAAAACAAAAAUGAAUUAAAUAAAUUCUUUGUAAAUAUAUGGUACUGCAGGUGGCUUAAUCUGUUGCGCUGUGAACCUGUGAAAGAAGAUGUUAACGAAUAACAAACGAAAUAAAACCUUUGGACCCACUUCUACUAGACUCAGACAUACAUCUAAACCCAUAUCCAUUGAUCCAUCCAUCCUGGGUAGGGUAAAGAGAACUAUUGGAGUUUUUUGUUCUUUUUUCUACCAAAAUCUCCCUCCUAAAACAAUGCGAAUAACAAUAAUGGAAUUUUUGAAAAUUGUAUAAAUGCGAAUAUUGUUUUGUUUGGAAAAAGACAUCGUCAAGGAUAAUAAAUGUGCCCUCUCAUGUUAACAUGCCCAAGGCAGACAUAAUAUCCCACACUAUA